Pistacia vera is the source of this 1989-nucleotide messenger RNA. RefSeq lists its product as uncharacterized. Gene Ontology annotation, biological process: retrograde transport, endosome to Golgi. Gene Ontology annotation, cellular component: Ric1-Rgp1 guanyl-nucleotide exchange factor complex; Golgi membrane. NCBI's taxonomy places the organism in Eukaryota, Viridiplantae, Streptophyta, Magnoliopsida, Sapindales, Anacardiaceae. The record is from RefSeq and is a predicted model, not a curated record. The transcript is spliced from 13 exons. The coding region runs from base 83 to 1678 and encodes 531 amino acids.
AGAAACUCUUGAACUUCAAUUCACCAUUUCUUUUACACGGUCAUUCCCCAGAUGAAAAAUUUAGGGUUUGGCUGGUGAAGCAAUGUUGGGCGCCAGGUUUUCUCUGUUCGGUAGUGGCGGUGGCGGAGGCGGAUCGUACAAGCCGGUGGAUAAUUCCCGAGACAGCGAAGUCUUGCCGAGGCUAAAACUACAAACAGAUAAAGAUGUGUACAGGCCUGGCGACUCCCUUUACAUUACGAUCGAGAUCUGCAAUCCUCUCAGUGACGAUGCUUCUCUCUCUUCGUUAUUGAUUGAAAGCCUUGCAUUUGAAAUCAAAGGGAUUGAGAAGUUGGAUAGUCAGUGGUUCGCUACUCAGAAGCCACUUCCCGGAUCCAAACAGAGAAGAGGUGAACAUGUUUUCUUGGACAGUUCAGCUUCGUCAUUGAUUUCAAAUCAGAUUGUGUCAUCUGGUGCCACAAAAUCAUAUGUUGUCCGGACUGAGUUGCCAAGCAUUAUACCACCCUCUUACCGAGGUACGACCAUUCGCUACAUGUACUAUGUUAAGAGUUCGCUAUCCGGACGGUGGCUGAUACUGGAAAACGGGAACACUCAUAGAGAGUCAAUAAAAGAUGUUACUGAAGUGGAAGCUCGUAUACCAUUACAAAUUUGGGUCACUCAGAAAAACAAUGGCUUGCUAAUGGAAGAAGGUCAACUUGAAGGAAUUGUUCCUGUUACAACCAUCCAAAUGGAUAUAUAUUGGAAAGAGAUGGAUGGAGACUCUGAAUGGGCUAGAGCAAAUGAGAUAUAUGAUGGAGUUGAGGAAGGGUAUGCAAGCUCCAGGGAUGAGAUCUCUUCUGUUUCUUCCUACAACCCCAGUAAAGAAAGCAUGCUUAAAACUUUUGGAAGUUCAUUGUCUUUGCAAUCAUCUACUGCAAGAUCUUCGACCAAGGAUAUUCCAAAUCUGGAUGGAGAACGUCCAAGCUUAUCUUCAAAUGCAGCACUUCCUCGGCUAUCAGCAGCAGAGGUGUUGUAUGACUCUAGUGCAGAUAUCGUGUCAUCAAGUGAACAGCAGAAGCUUACAGAACCCCUAUCUGCUGAUGAUAUCUCAGGAUUAUCACCUUCACCUCGAUUACGAGCCAUUGAACCUGCAGCAUCAGAAGGCUUUAUUCGAGGAAGGUCUUAUAACAUCAGGAUGGAUGACCAAGUUGUGCUAAGAUUUUCUCCAAAGAACUCGGAUUCAACUUAUUACUUCAGUGAUAUGAUAGGUGGAACUCUUACUUUCUUUCAUGAAGGAGCUCGGAGAUGCCUUGAGGUUUCAAUAACAUUGGAAACUUCAGAGACCAUAAGCCGGCGUUUUGUUCAUCCUUCUCGAAGAAACUCACCAACAAUUACGAAGAUUCAGAGUGAUCACCAUGAGGUUGUUGCAGACUUGGUGCAGACAAGCUUUCUUUUUUCUAUUCCCAUGGAUGGGCCCAUGUCCUUUUCCACUCCUCACGUCUCUGUGCAGUGGGUUCUACGAUUUGAAUUUCUUACAACUCCAAAGCAUGUAAACUGGUCCAGAUAUGAGCAUCCUCUUCUUAUAGAAGGUAGAGACAAAAGUGAGUGGAUUCUUCCUAUAACGGUGCAUGCACCUCCCCCCGGGGCUGCAGCUGCUUACAAGAAGCCUUUCUCUUUGGAACCUUUGUGGGUGCGCACUUGAAGAUGUUUUAGAGCAAGCUGCAAGGGUGAAACAGAGAGAACAAUACUGGUGCUAUUUCUGAGGUACAUCGUACAUACGGUCUAUACAGUGAGGAACUAUAAGGAGUUAGCAGUAAUUUGGGUUUAUGUUGCCAUGCGUAUGAAUGCGACAUGCAUUAAAAACAGCACUCUUUUGCUCGGGAUAUGCAUCAUCCUAAUGGCAUAUUCGAAUGUGCUUGUGAGGAUUAGUGGAAUUUGCUAAUUUCUCAUAGUUGUAAAAUAUGACCUCGUAAAUUUCAAUUUAUGAGUUUAUAUUUUUUUUUUUUAUUUGAA